Messenger RNA from Clonostachys rhizophaga, 750 nucleotides. Lineage: Eukaryota; Fungi; Ascomycota; Sordariomycetes; Hypocreales; Bionectriaceae. The record is from the annotation of a GenBank genome assembly.
AUGCACAUCAGGUGUAGGCUGCUUUGGGAACUGGGCCUUCCACUCACACGAAGCCAACGAAGAUGUGCAGUCUGAUUCAGGAGACUCGAGAGACGAGGAGGCUGCCGAACUCUCAGACGACGAGGGAUUCUGGAAUAUGUCCCGCCGUGCAGACGCCCAGCAGCUGGAGACUGCUCAGACAGAGCCAACCCAGACCUUUACAGACCGCGCGCGAGGCGUGCUGGGUGAUAUCACAACCUCGGCGAUAAACCACCUAUCCAACUUCUCGGCCACCCAGCCGAGAGAGCUCAUUUUCGACGACGAGAAUGUCGUCGUAAUCUUUGAUGGCGACGAAGAAAGGGAGCAGGAAGUCGCUCCCCAGUUCGACUUUGCCGUCCCCAUCGGCCCGCGGGUACAGGAGUCGUACCGCUUCGAAGUCGAGCACCCAACGGCCGCCCCGGCCAUCAGAUAUCUCCACGGCAUCCCGACCGCCCGUCACCUGGCAGUCGUGGGCCGUGGGCUCCAUCACCAUUCUGCGGUUGGUUUAACUACCUUGACGGGUGCGUACGGCCGCGUGGCGGAGACCUACACCACAGCUGCCGAGAACAUCCAGCCGGCCCUCCGCAUCGGCUGGGAUGUGGCGGCCGAUGUUGUGGAAGAGGCCCGAGGGCUUCGGGAUGCCGCGCAGGAGCAGUGGCGGGAGUGGUAUCCGUGGCUGGACCGCAUGUUCGAGGCGACUGCGACGGGCCCAGGACGUCCACGGCGUGGUAG